UUGAAUCACUGUUUGGGAUUUUCUUUGUGUCGAGAUUUUUUGGCUACAAUUCCCUUUUUACCAAUUUGGGUAGCACAUUUGAAAAUAAAGGUCUGUCCUCCCCCUCUCCUCCGGCCUCCAAGAUAGAUUCCCUCAGGAGUAAGGUUGAGCUCCUCCGCCUGCCUCUGGCCCUCUCCUCCAAGUCCAUCAGCCACCGCAAGAGUCAGCUGGGCGGAGCCGGGGAGCGCGGCACGGGGGGAGGAGGGACCCACAGGGGCAAACCCCGCCCACCGGCCUCCGACAUGGACAACGAGUCGCAGUAUUCAGGCUACUCUUAUAAGUCCUCGCACUCCCGCAGCUCCAGGAAGCACAGGGAUAGGCGGGACAGGCACCGCUCCAAAAGCAGAGACGGCAGUAGUCGUGGAGACAAGUCAGUCACCAUCCAGGCCCCCGGAGAGCCUCUACUGGACACAGAGUCCACCCGUGGAGAUGACAGGGACGAUAACUGGGGUGAGACCACCACCGUGCAGACGUCAGAACACAGCGUCUCUAACGAGGACUUGACCCGCGUCUCCAAGGAGCUCGAGGAGUCCUCCCCGUUGGAAUGCCGUCGUUUCCUGGGCCCUGCGUUGGGCGCCGUCCUGGGCCUCUUCGCCCUGGUCACUCCCCUGGCCUUCCUGGCUCUGCCCCAGCUGCUGUGGCGUGAGUCCCUGGAACCCUGCGGCACGCCCUGUGAGGGCCUCUACGUCUCACUGGCCUUCAAACUCCUGGUCCUCCUCAUCUCCACCUGGGCUCUGUUCCUGCGCCCGCCGGGCGCCACCCUGCCCCGCCUCUACGUCUUCCGCUGCCUGCUGCUGGCGCUCGUCUUCCUCUUCGUAGCGUCCUACUGGCUGUUCUACGGCGUGCGCGUGCUGGAGCCCCGGGAGAGGGACUACAGGGGUAUCGUGGGGUACGCGGCGUCGCUGGUGGAUGCCCUGCUCUUCAUCCAGUACCUGGCCUUAGUGCUGCUGGAGGUCAGACACCUGCAGCCUGCCUUCUGCCUCAAGAUGGUGCGCACCACAGACGGGGCUAGUCGCUUCUACAACGUGGGACACCUCAGUAUCCAGAGAGCAGCAGUGUGGGUGCUGGACCAGUACUACAGUGAUUUCCCAGUCUACAACCCUGCUCUCCUCAACCUGCCCAAGUCCAUCCUCUCUAAGAAGACUUCUGGCUUCAAAGUCUACACUCUGGGAGAAGAGAACAGCACCAAUAACUCGACAGGUCAGUCCAGAGCGAUGAUCGCUGCGGCGGCCCGCAGGAGAGACAACUCCCACAACGAGUAUUACUACGAGGAGGCAGAGAUGGAGCGCAGAGUCCGCAAGCGCAAGGCCAGGCUGGUGGUGGCGGUAGAGGAGGCUUUCACGCACAUCAAGCGUCUCCAGGACGACGAGCCGGCCGCCUCGUCCCCCAAACACCCCCGUGAGGUGAUGGACCCCCGGGAGGCGGCUCAGGCCAUCUUCGCCCCCAUGGCCCGGGCCAUGCAGAAGUACCUAAGGACCACGCGCCAGCAGCCCUAUCACAGCAUGGAGAGCAUUAUCAACCACCUGCAGUUCUGUAUCACGCACAACAUGACCCCCAUGGCCUUUCUAGAGCGCUACCUCUCCCCAGGCCCUACCAUGCAGUACCAACGGGAGAAUGGUAGGGGGCGCCAGUGGACCCUGGUGAGCGAGGAGCCGGUGACGUCCGCCCUGCGCCCGGGUCUGGUUUUCUCCCUGCGCCGACUCGACUUCUCCCUGGUCGUCACUGUGGCGCCCCUCCCAUUCCUCCACCUGGGGGAGGAGUUUAUCGACCCCAAGAGCCACAAGUUCGUCAUGAGGCUGCAGUCGGAGACCUCUGUGUAGAAAUGGAGAGAAGACAAGAAAUUAAAGGAUAGAUGUGGGAGAAGAGAUGAUACGAGUGAGGAAAAGAGACUAUGUUUAAAAUUUGCUCAAAGCCCAACUCUCAGCGUUGACCUCUGCGAGAGAGGGAGAGAAGACACAAAGGUGAAGAAAGAAAGAAGGAGAGAAUGAGGUAGAGAGAAUAUGAGAUGGGGAAAGGAACAGAGAGAGUGACACAUUUUCAAUUUUACUCAGAGCCCAACUCUCUGGGUCCUCUCUUACUGUUUUUAACUGACCAAUCAGACAUUCCGCAAUCCAAUCAGACACUUCACCUAGACCUGAGUGUGUUGACACCAUGUAAGCUUGAUACUGUUACCAAGACUGUGCAGAGUCCUAGGGAGUUAUUACACUUACACAGACCUUAAUACAGCUCAUAGCUCUGUUUAUAACGAUGUAAUAACCACCUUAUGUGAUUUAAAGCCACCCCAAACCCUUUACGAUGAUGAUGAUGACUGUUCAACGCAACACAAUUGCUGUGUUUUCUCAAAAGCCCCGGAUUUUGGUUAGAAAAACUCAUAGUAGACUUUCUUGGUUCUGCAUUCCACAGCAUAUAUACGCACCCUAUUCCCUAUAUAGUGCGCUACAUUUGUACCCUAUUUUCUAUGGGCCCUGGUCAAAAGUAGUGCACUAUAUAGGGAAUGGAGGGUUAUUUCAGACGCAUCCUAGAUGUAGCACUGUCUAGACAGCUAUCUCUUUUCACACAAAGCAGUGGAAAUGUAUGUGGCGUCUGCCACCAAGGGCUGGAGGAGAGACCUCUGGCCGUCCUGUUUAAUUAACUGUGUGUGUGUGUUACUUUGUUACAGUCAUUGGGACCAGUAUGUUUGUCAUUCCUUGGCAAUAACUGCACUAAAUUCACAACCAGCCUAUUGAAGUUGACAUUACUAUGAUACUCAGGGCGCAACUUUCACUGGGGAUGGGGGAACAUGCCCCCCCCCCCCCACACACACACAUUCUGAAAUUGCAUUUUGUGCUCCCCAGUUUUAUCAUUGGAAUGUGAUACAAAACGAGGCAACGGUGUGCGUUAGGACCAUGCGGACACCUCCGAGUGGUUGGAUAGGCUGUUUGGAGUGUUUAUCAGACCAAAAAUGAACAUAAUAAUAAUAAUAAUUAGGUCCCCCCCACUUCUAAUACCUCAUUUGCGCCCCUGAUGUUACUAACCAAUAAGCUGAUGGGCUGUUAAGCAGUAUUGGCUCAACGAACAGAUACAUGUGAAAGGAACACUUACAUGUAUGAAAAAUAACUAGAAAAGUCAAGUUUCAAGUAAAAACUGUAGUUGCAAAUCAGCUACUACAUCAACCAAUCAGGUGAUUGAAAUAUCAAAUCAAAUUUAUUUAUAUAGCCCUUCGUACAUCAGCUGAUAUCUCAAAGUGCUGUACAGAAACCCAGCCUAAAACCCCAAACAGCAAACAAUGCAGGUGUAAAAGCACGGUGGCUAGGAAAAACUCCCUAGAAAGGCCAAAACCUAGGAAGAAACCUAGAGAGGAACCAGGCUAUGUGGGGUGGCCAGUCCUCUUCUGGCUGUGCCGGGUAGAGAUUAUAACAGAACAUGACCAAGAUGUUCAAAUGUUCAUAAAUGACCAGCAUGGUCGAAUAAUAAUAAGGCAGAACAGUUGAAACUGGAGCAGCAGCACAGUCAGGUGGACUGGGGACAGCAAGGAGUCAUCAUGUCAGGUAGUCCUGGGGCACGGUCCUAGGGCUCAGGUCCUCCGAGAGAGAGAGAAAGAAAGAGAGAAUUAGAGAGAGCAUAUGUGGGGUGGCCAGUCCUCUUCUGGCUGUGCCGGGUGGAGAUUAUAACAGAACGUGGCCAAGAUGUUCAAAUGUUCAUAAAUGACCAGCAUGGUUGAAUAAUAGUAAGGCAGAACAGUUGAAACUGGAGCAGCAGCAUGGCCAGGUGGACUGGGGACAGCAAGGAGUCAUCAUGUCAGGUAGUCCUGGGACAUGGUCCUAGGGCCCAGGCCAGUUGAAACUGGAGCAGCAGCAUGGCCAGGUGGACUGGGGACAGCAAGGAGUCAUCAUGUCAGGUAGUCCUGGGGCAUGGUCCUAGGGCUCAGGUCCUCCGAGAGAGAGAAAGAAAGAGAGAAGGAGAGAAUUAGAGAACGCACAAUUAGAUUCACACAGGACACCGAAUAGGACAGGAGAAGUACUCCAGAUAUAACAAACUGACCUAUCACUGAAUAGACCAAUAAACGGACUGUUAUUUUCAUUGGACUAAAUCUGCUUACUGUGGGUUCUUCAAGAGACAGCUGACGAAUGUUUAGGUGAAACACUAACCAGCUUUUCAUUUCUUUUUAUUAAGAAAUACAAUGUUUUUGUGACGUUAAUGGAUAAUAUUAUGUUGGACUUUUUAUCUGUAUUCCAGUGUUGGUUUUAUAUAAUGAAGGAGGAGGAACAGAUACAAGAAAACAGAACCACUUGUCAUGAGACAUUAUUUUGUUUUUUUUGUGCCAAAUCCCACUCAAGUCCAGAUACAGGGGCGCGUCCCAAUAACAUCUAUUUUCUCCUGAAGUGUGCAAUUUUGUACUACUUCCCACAAGUCUAAAAGCAUUGGAUUGGUAAAGGCAUGGGCUAGAGGGAGUUUCCACCAUGUUUCAUAUACCAGUCAUCACAUCGGUGAAGGGACGUGAACAAGUCAAGUGACAUCUUUGAGGAAGGAGCGAUACUUGGGACACAGCCAUAGUGUACCACAUGACUACUGUUCUGAACAUGUGACCAAAACACAGAAGUACAAAAUAAUAAAAACACCGUUGUCACAGGAGGUUGGUGGCUCCUUAUUUGGGAGGACGGGCUCAUAGUAAUGACUGGAAUGGAAUAGUAUCGAACUCCUCAAACACAUGGUUUCCGUAUUUGAUACCUUUCCAUUCUCUCCAUCACAGCUGUUAUUAUGAGCCGUCCCCCCUUUACAGCCUCUUGUGUUGAGUGCGUGGUGUGACUAAGAUGUGAGUAAUAUGGAAACAUUGUGCUUGAUGAUUUGUUUCGAUUCACAGGCUGAGGUGAAUAUCAGUAACAGUCCUAAUAGGUCCUGCACACACAAUGGUUCUUGUCCUUUUUGGCGGCUAACAGCUACAGUAGUCUGUUGUGUAUAAAUGGUUUGAUCCCUUUUUUUUUACAUGUGUACGGUAUGUUUAUUAGACCUUCAUUUCAUUAUGAACCCUGAUGCAUGUAGUUACAUGACGUUUUGUAAAGUUACAUUUUUUGCUGCAUUUUCUUUUGUUUCAUUUCAUGUCGAAGUGAAGUCCCUAACCUUGUUUUUUAAGACCAAUGUGAUGUAAAGACAUUUGAAGUUGAAAAAAUGUUUUAAUAUUGGAUCAUUUUAGGACAAAAUUGUUACAGCCUUUUUAAUAAAUGAUCUCUUGAUAUGA
Molecule: messenger RNA, 5254 nt
Organism: Oncorhynchus nerka (sockeye salmon)
Lineage: Eukaryota; Metazoa; Chordata; Actinopteri; Salmoniformes; Salmonidae
Product: vang-like protein 2
Exons: 8
Coding region: 282-1859 (525 amino acids)
Biological process (GO): multicellular organism development; establishment of planar polarity; Wnt signaling pathway, planar cell polarity pathway
Cellular component (GO): plasma membrane
Source: RefSeq, a predicted model, not a curated record